Molecule: messenger RNA, 2539 nt
Organism: Purpureocillium takamizusanense
Lineage: Eukaryota; Fungi; Ascomycota; Sordariomycetes; Hypocreales; Ophiocordycipitaceae
Exons: 2
Coding region: 1217-2539 (440 amino acids)
Source: RefSeq, a predicted model, not a curated record
CAUCUUUUUCUGGCCGCGUUCUAUGGAUGCGUCUUACACGGCGGCUCCCCGUAGCACCCCAGUAACGCGAAGGAGGCUAUUGCAUGUGCGUAUCGCCUUGCCCCCAAGCCUCCGCCAUGCCGCGCCUGGGACCAACCACUCACGGAAUGCCUCGUCGCUGAUCAAAGAGGGGAGGGAUGAAGCCUCGCACCACAACGGGGACCGAGUCGUGCGGGCAGAGAAGGGGGCGGGGUGUGAGGCGAGAAGCCCACCAACCCGCGCCGCCACAACACACGGUGACGACGACGGCGCCAGGCUCACUACCGUGCGUUGCCCUCUGCAGCUGGCAUGGACCGACGCAAGGACUCUGCGCUCUUUCAGGGGGCGACGGCGGCGGCGACGAUUAUAUACAGAGUCUCCUGUAUUUCGCUGCAGCCUGGUCGAGCACGUCGGGGGAGACGACGGCGCGCGCGAGAGAGAGGGGGGCUUUGUGGUCCCGUCUGGCCAACAAUGAUGGCAUCCUGCCGGGGACGUGGCCUGGCCUGAUCCGAUGGGACCGGCCUUGUCCAUUGUGCGGCUCCCCGUGAGAAGGGCAUGGCGCCAUUUCGAGGGCAGAGAGAGAGCGAGAGGGUGUCUGACCUGGACGAGGGUCUCGUCGGCUUCCUGGCCAUGUGGGCAAUUUUUGGCAUCGUUGGCUGCGAACCCCGGCUUGGGUUGGGACGGACUUUGGCGCGGCUGGCUGAUCUAGUACUACCGUCCGGUAACUAUCUGAUGGCUGCUUUGGCAGCCGCAGCUGCACCACCACCCAUUGCGGCUCACCCGCUCGACCCCAAUGUUGGCCCGUCUUACCAUCUGCCCGCGCCCACUCACUCCGUCGUGGGGUGGUCGCUUGGCUGGCCUUGCUGGUCAGCUUUUCCUCUGCCCUGUGCGCACUUGUCAAGUCUUUCGACGACGUCGUCGUCUCUGCUUCCUUCAAGAACAGGUUGGCGCUUGUCGACCUGUCACGGAAUCGCUCCACGUCUCACGGCGACGUCGCUGGUGGUGAAGGAGGUGACUGACACGGACUUCACACUUACACAUACGAAUACACGCACACGCCCACGUCCUUCAAACCCCUACUCUGCCGUCCCUGGGCACUGGUGCUGGUCCAGCACGCUCAUGCGCACUCUCACAACAGAGUCCCCGACACGAGAGCAAGACGCGCGCGCCUGGCUGGCCAAGCCAACUAACUCGCGAUAUGAAUAUGAUGGCGGACCAGGCACCGCCCAUGGACGCGCGACAAUUUGGGUCUGGUUCCGACCAGGGCAGGGGCUCACAGGAUCUGCAACCGUCACAUGUGGCCGCAUCUCCCACGACGACCUUCAACCCAGGAGCCGAUGUGCAGCAUACAACGGCGGCCGCGCCCGCACCAGCUGCGUCAAACACGUCGGCCUUUAGGUUCGAUAUCGCCACCAAGACCGCCCCCGCCGAUCGCAUCUUGAGCGCCCCCAGACAGCCUCGAUACUUCUUCGGCUACACCCGUGCCAACGACAGCAUCCAAUUCAAGGACGUCCAAUGGCUAUCCAGGGCUUCGGUCUCCGAUGAUUACCAGCGGUUUGCUCCAACAAGCUCCCAACCCCAGACCCUCAUUGAGUGGGAUGACAACAGCGCCUUAUUGUACCUCGAUAGGUUGCCACAGGUCAACGCUGGCACAAGAGGCAGCAUGUCAAUACGAUCCGAAGGUGGCAGUCCGUACAGGAAGGAAAUGGUGAUCCGCAUCAGCUGGUUUUAUAACGGGACCCAGGGCUACUCACAGUCUGGGAUAUUCACGGUGACGCCGGACGUCAUCGAUCAAGACCUCUUGAACGAUGUAAAGGUAUGGUUGGACGCGCCCAGCGGCGCCACAGCUCCCGAUGUGAUCGUCAGCCCCCAAGCAUCAAGCCAAGCGCCAGGUGCCACCCAAACACCCCAAUUCAACCCGGCGCCACCGACAGGAAGUAGCAGCAGCAUCAGCGAGGACAGCGGCAGCGGCGGCGGCAUCUCCCCUGGCGCUAUUGCAGGAAUCGCAGUCGGAGGCGCCCUCGUCUUGGCUCUCAUCGCCGCUCUGGCGUGGUUCCUUCUGCGUCGCCGCCGCCGCCGCAGCCAGAACCAGCAAGCUGGUGACUACAAGCAGGGCCUUCAAACGCCAAACGCUGCCUACCUCGACGACAAGGAUAUGCGCACCGGUCAGAUAGCCGACUCGCCGCGAUCCCCGUACUCGGAAGAUGGCCAGGGUGUUCCGCAUCUUGCGGCCCUUCCCGCUGCCGCGACGGCACCGCUGGCACUUUACGCCCCCACCGCCCGCGACGGCGCCGAGCACCGUCACAGCACAACCGCCGCCAGCUUUGGGCCCUACAGGCCAGACGCGGCGGCGAGCCGGGGCAACCUCACCGACACCGAUGUCCCUUCCUCGGCCCCGCUAAGCGUGUCCCACAACGUGGCCCAUCUCGUUGAAGAGGGCAUGACCGAGGACCAGAUCCGCCGGCUUGAGGAGGAAGAACGGCAACUAGACGAUGAGAUUGAGCGCGCGGGGAGGCGUUGA